UCUCUCUUCCAGGUGGCUGAAGAACUUCCCCCGGUGGAAUCCUGUGCAGUUACGUGGUAUAAUCAGGAAAAGUUGAUUCUCUUCGUCGUAGCCAAAGCUGAUGUAGUAAAGGAUAGCAUCUUUAAAGAACUGCGGAAACGCCUUCCAACUCACGCUCUCCCAGAUGACAUGGUGUUGAUUGAUGCUCUGCCAUUUACGUGCCAUGGAAAAAUUGAUGUUUCUGAAUUAAACAAGAUAUAUUUAGACUACAUAAACUCGGAGCCUAGGAAUAAGAUCCAUGGAAAAGAGGAACUUUGGGAAAAAUUACAGCAUUUAUGGAAGUCUAUUCUGAGUCUCCCUGGGGACCCCGAGGAUGCUUGGAAGGUUCCCGAGGACUCAGUCUUCUUAGAUAGCGGCGGAGAUUCCCUCAAGUCCACGUGGCUCCUCAAUGAGAUUGAAAAACUCACUGGCACAUCCAUGCCUGGGCUCCUGGAGCUUAUUCUCAGCAGACCUAUCUUAGAGGUGCACAACCACAUCGUUCAGACCCUGUUUGCACAGGAGGACCUGAAAGUUAGCAAGGGCUGUGCCACGAAAAGGAAACUCAGUGACACGGCCCCAGAGGAAGCCAGCGGCAAGCCUGCACAGCUGGAGCCAGCCUUGCCCUUUGCCCACGACAGCGAGACAAACGCUCUGAUUGCUCUCAGCAGAGGGAGUCAGCUCCUGUCUCUGGGCACUUGGGGGCAUUUAACUAAGUUAGGACACUGCCCGUCAGUCUGUCCUCCUGAUUUCAUCCCACAGACUGACACUCAAGUACCAAAAGACUUAAGUCCUCCAGUUCCUGAGGAGAAGUUGAAAAAGCCACCAUUUUCUCAGGAGGGGAAACCUACGGCAGGGGCUGAGAUGGUGUUGCGAGAGAGGUGGCGGUCAGACACAGGCAAAUGCGUAGAUGCAUCCCCUCUGCUGGUGAUGGCAGCUGCCGAUCCGUCAUCCACAACUGUGUACAUCGGCUCCCACUCCCACAGAGUGAAAGCAGUCGACCUUUACUCUGGGAAGACGAGGUGGGAACAGCUCCUGGGAGACCGAAUUGAAUCCUCGGCAUGCGUGUCCAAGUGUGGAAACUUUAUUGUAGUGGGCUGCUAUGAUGGAUUAGUUUAUGUUUUAAAAAGUAAGAGUGGAGAAAAAUAUUGGGCGUUUACUACCGAAGAUGCUGUCAAAAGCUCGCCAGCCGUGGACCCCACCACAGGACGCAUUUAUGUUGGGUCUCAUGACCAGCAUGCGUACGCUCUAGACAUUUAUGAAAAGAAGUGUGUCUGGAAGCUAAACUGUGGCGGGAUGCUCUUCUCUUCUCCAUGUUUGAGCCUGAGGCCACAUCACCUGUACUGUGCUACGCUGCGGGGGCUUUUACUGGCUAUAAAUCCUGCUGCUGGGAGCGUAGUUUGGAAGCACCGCUGUGGACAGCCGCUCUUCUCUUCCCCACGGUGUUGCCAGCAGUAUGUUUGCAUCGGCUGUGUGGACGGGAGUUUGCUCUGCUUCACUCAUGCAGGAGAGCAGGUGUGGCGCUUCUCUGCGGGAGGACCAGUCUUCUCAUCCCCGUGUAUCCCAGCAUCAGAACGAGAAAUACUUUUUGGUUCCCAUGAUUGCUUUCUGUACUGCUGUAGCAUGGAAGGUCGCCUCCAGUGGAAAUUUGAGACUACCGCGAGGGUGUAUGCAACUCCCUUUGCUUUCAGUAACCAGAGCUGCAGCAGCGAAUCCCUGCUGGCGGCUGCAUCCACCGACGGGAAGCUGUGGAUCCUUGAGGCUCAGAGUGGCAAGCUGCGAAGUGUGCACACACUCCCGGGGGAAGUUUUCUCUUCUCCUGUGGUCUGGGGAUCCAUGCUUAUCAUUGGGUGCAGAAAUAAUUACGUUUACUGUCUGGAUUUAUUGUGUAGUGAUAAUCAAGUGUAGUCCUUGUAGGUAUAUGUAUGUGUGUGAGAUGGUUGGAAAUACUGUAAAGCUAUGUGGAUGGUUUUAUAUUAAAGAUUCUAUUUUGGGUAAGGAA
Messenger RNA from Myodes glareolus (Bank vole), 2017 nucleotides. The record is from RefSeq and is a predicted model, not a curated record. NCBI's taxonomy places the organism in Eukaryota, Metazoa, Chordata, Mammalia, Rodentia, Cricetidae.